CCGCUAUUUAUAUAUCACCUCUCCUAAAGCUAAACUUCUCGUCGAAAUCUCUUAAAAUCCUAUCCUCCAAAUUCAAAUUCCGAAUAGAUUUGCAAUAAAUCCACAGUUCCACGGAUUGCUCAACCGUUUCAAUUCCCUCCAUUUCUUCUCUCUCCAAUUCCUAGGGUUUCCAUUUCCUUUUUCCUCACGAUGCCGGUGAAUCUAACACCGAACGCAAUUUCAUCCAUAAACGCCGGAGAUGUGAAUUCGAAGCCGCUGGUUCAGGUAUUAGACAUCAAGCUCAUCGGUAACACUCAGGAGCGGUACCGCUUUUUGCUCUCUGAUUCGGUGUUGACUCAGCACGCAAUGCUCGCGACUCAGCUCAAUGACCAAAUCAAGACCGGUCGGGUUCGCAAGGGAUCGGUUAUUCAGUUGGUCGAUUACAUCUGUAGUACGGUUCAAAAUCGCAAGAUCAUUGUUGUUUUAAACAUGGAAACUAUUAUCCCUGACUGUGAAAUAAUUGGGAACCCAAAGAUGUUCAGUGAAUCUGAUUCUCUAGUUAAAAAUUCGGUGCCUGAUAGCAACCCUGAGCACACAGUGUCGGCUGUCAACAAAAAUCUUAACACUCAAAAUUCGGGGCGUGGAAUGUCAACUACCAACAGUAAUUGGAGUGCUCAAAAUUCAGGUAUUUCUAAUAAUUUGCAGAGUUUCCAGCCAACUGUUCAACCCCCAUACCAACCACCUCCAAAUUACAAAAACCAUGGGGCAAUCAUGAAGAAUGAGGCACCAGCACGCAUUAUUCCAAUUGCUGCUUUGAAUCCAUAUCAGGGUCGGUGGGCUAUCAAGGCCAGAGUCACUGCAAAAGGGGAUCUCCGCCGCUACAACAAUGCUAGGGGUGAUGGCAAGGUUUUCUCCUUUGACCUCCUUGAUUCUGAUGGAGGUGAAAUUCGAGUCACCUGCUUCAAUGCCGUUGUUGACCGCUUUUAUGAUGUUAUUGAGGUUGGGAAGGUCUAUGUGAUAUCCAAAGGUAGCUUAAAACCUGCACAGAAAAACUUCAACCAUCUGAAGAAUGAAUGGGAGAUAUUUUUGGAGACAACCUCAACAGUGGAUCUUUGCCCAGAGGAAGAUGCUUCCAUUCCAAGACAACAGUUUUCAUUCAGACCUAUUAGUGAAAUUGAGAAUGCUGAAAGCAAUUUCAUACUAGAUGUUAUUGGUAUUGUAAUAUCUGUAAACCCUUCGGUCCCUAUCUUGAGAAAGAAUGGUAUGGAAACUCAGCGACGUACUCUGAAUUUAAAGGAUCAAUCUGGGAGGAGUGUUGAAUUAACAAUGUGGGGAGAUUUUUGCAACAGGGAAGGUCAAAUGCUGCAAGAAAUGGUUGACUCUGGACUCUUCCCUGUUUUAGCUGUCAAAGCUGGAAAAGUUAAUGACUUCAGCGGGAAAUCUGUAGGUACUAUCUCUGCCACACAGAUCUUCAUUAAUCCAGAUUUUACGGAGGCUUGUUCUUUGAGAGACUGGUUUGAUCAAGGGGGUAAAAAUACUGCUUCUCAGUCCAUCUCUAGAGACAUUAUGCCUGGAGGAUCAAAGAAUGAGAUACGUAAAACUGUGGCUCAGAUCAAGGACGAGGGCCUUGGAAGGUCUGAUAAACCAGACUGGAUCACGGUUAAGGCAACAAUAUCAUUCAUGAAAACAGACAAUUUUUGUUAUACAGCUUGCCCAUUGAUGAUUGGAGAUAAACAGUGUAGUAAGAAAGUGAUAAAGUCGGGAAACUCUAGAUGGCAAUGCGACAGGUGCAAUCAAGAAUUUGAGGAAUGUGAUUACAGAUAUCUUCUUCAAGCUCAGGUUCAAGAUCAUACUGGGUUAACAUGGGUGACUGCUUUCCAGGAAUCUGGGGAAGAGAUCUUGGGCUGCUCAGCGAAGGAGUUGUACUUCUUGAAAUAUGAAGAGCAGGAUGAAGAAAGAUUUUCUGAAAUUAUCAGAAGCUGUCUUUUUUCACAGUUUCUGUUUAGGCUUAAAAUCAAAGAGGAAAUGUAUGGUGAUGAACAGAGGGUGAAGAUUACAGUUGUCAAGGCAGAGAAGAUGAACUACUCUGCUGAGACCGGAUAUAUGCUUGAUUCGAUAUCACAACUUCGUUUCCAUUGAAUAAUCUGAGAGCAAAAGUAUACGACUCACGGUUUGAUAGCUUUGAUUCUGAGAUAAAGAUUGUAACUUUUAAUGAGUUAAAAUAGAAAAUUUAACUCAAAUUUGUUGAGGCUAUAUUCCUGCAUUUCUUUAUUCAACCUUGGCUAGAUAGGCUCAAAACAGUACUGUGGUUCUUCAGGCCCGAUUCGGUAUGUUUCUCCCCAUUCCUAUACUUUGUUGGCGUCUUAUAGUUCAAUUUAGCCGCCAGAUCAUUAUUUGUACUCACCUUCAAAGAGGUGCGGUUACAUGUAAUUCAGGAUAUUCUUAUUUUCAAUUCCAGUUUAGA
Messenger RNA from Ilex paraguariensis (yerba mate), 2443 nucleotides. NCBI's taxonomy places the organism in Eukaryota, Viridiplantae, Streptophyta, Magnoliopsida, Aquifoliales, Aquifoliaceae. The record is from the annotation of a GenBank genome assembly.